Messenger RNA from Pungitius pungitius (ninespine stickleback), 5727 nucleotides. RefSeq names its product heterogeneous nuclear ribonucleoprotein L-like. NCBI's taxonomy places the organism in Eukaryota, Metazoa, Chordata, Actinopteri, Perciformes, Gasterosteidae. Gene Ontology annotation, cellular component: nucleus. Bases 314 to 1969 code for a protein of 551 amino acids. The record is from RefSeq and is a predicted model, not a curated record. The transcript is spliced from 14 exons. Gene Ontology annotation, biological process: regulation of RNA splicing; mRNA processing. Gene Ontology annotation, molecular function: mRNA binding.
CCUCCGCAGCGCACGGAGAGCUGUUGACGCAUCUGCGCCAGCCAAUGAUCUGCAGUAUCCAACAGACGCAGGGCCCGACUGGCCAAUGAAAGAACAGCAGGGGGCGGGACGUGUCCGGUCCACUCACACCUUCCACACAUCGAAAAAUCAGUGUAGCUGGAGAGUGAUAGAGUUUCGGCCGUGGUCCGAGAGUGGCCCUUCACACCGACACAUACGCAGGGGCUGCUUCACGGGGACGCGCACGGGGAUACGUGCCGACAUGGACGUGUCCGUUUGACCCGGUCUCUCCAGCAGGUCCACCGCAGCCGCUAGAAUGUCGACGGCAGAAGGAGCCAGCCAGCGCGAGGAGGGGGAGUACGGAAGGGCGGCCAAGAGGCUGAAAACGGAGGAGAGAGAGGAGAGGGAGGAGGGGGAGGAGGGGGAAGAGGAGCUGGAGGAGGGGGAGGAUUCGGACUCCGGCUCGCUGCCCGGUAACGUGGAGUCAGCGGGGGCCCGGUGGAGCGAGAGCCACUACGAUGCAGGACGCAAGGAUAAUGGCGAGGACUCCCAUCGCAUCUCUCCCAGCCCUGUGGUCCAUGUCAGGGGUCUGUGUGAGGCCGUGGUGGAAGCAGACCUGAUAGACGCCCUGGAGAAGUUUGGCUCCAUAUGUUAUGUGAUGAUGAUGCCGUUCAAGCGCCAGGCCCUGGUGGAGUUCACUGCGGUGGAGAGCGCCGACCGCUGCGUGUCCUGUGGAGCCAAGGAGCCUGUAUACAUCGCAGGUCAACAGGCGUACUUUAAUUACUCCACAUCCAAGAGGAUCACCAGGCCGACCAACGCUGACAACCCCAACAGUGGCAACAAGGUGCUGCUGCUCUCCAUACAGAAUCCCCUCUACCCCAUAACCACGGAUGUGCUGUACACCGUGUGUAACCCCAUCGGCAGCGUGCUGAGGAUCGUCAUCUUCAAACGAAAUGGAAUCCAGGCCAUGGUGGAGUUUGAGUCGGUUCAGUGUGCUCAGAAGGCCAAAGCUGCUUUGAAUGGAGCUGACAUCUACGCUGGUUGUUGUACGCUCAAGAUUGAAUAUGCACGGCCAACACGUCUGAACGUGAUUAAGAAUGACAACGAGAGCUGGGACUACACUAAACCAUACCUGGUCAGACGAGACCGUGGAAAGGGAAGGCAAAGACAGGCCAUACUAGGAGAACACCCAUCGUCCUACAGUGAUAACGGCUACGGUUCCCCUUGCCCCCUGCUGCCUCUGCCAGGCAACAGCAGGUACAAGCUCACCUCAGCGGACGUUCCAGACAUGGUGUCCUACCCGCUGCCUCAGUCCUCGUCCUCAUACUCUGCCCACGCACCUAGCUCCGUCGCCAUGGUGAGCGGCCUCCAUUCAUCCAAGAUGAACUGUACCCGCAUCUUCAACCUCUUCUGCCUCUAUGGCAACAUUGAGAAGGUAAAGUUUAUGAAGAGUGUGCCUGGCACAGCACUGGUAGAGAUGGGAGAUGAGUAUGCUGUGGACAGAGCCAUCACACACCUUAACAGCAUCAAGGUGUUCGGCAAGAGACUCAAUGUCUGUGUGUCCAAGCAGCACGCAGUGAUUCCCAGUCAGGUGUUUGAGUUGGAGGACGGCAGCAGCAGCUACAAGGACUUCGCCAUGACGAGAAACAACCGCUUCAGCAGCGCCGGACAGGCUUCCAAAAACAUCAUCCAGCCUCCAUCUGCAGUGCUGCACUACUACAACGUCCCUCCGUGCAUCUCCCAGGAGCAUCUACUCAGGCUGUGUACAGAGCACGACGUGCCCGGCUUCGUCAAAUUCAAGAUGUUUGAUGCCAAACCCUCCUCUAAGACCAUCUCUGGCUUGUUGGAGUUUGACAGUAAGACGGAAGCAGUGGAGGUUCUUACUGUUCUCAACCACUACCAGAUAAGGAUACCCAAUGGAUCCAACCCAUACACCCUGAAACUGUGUUUCUCCACCUCGUCUCAUCUAUAAGACGUUGCAGAGCACAAGAAGAGCCCGGUGAUGGCCGGCCUUUGACCCGGGAGAGGGAGAUGGACUCAUAGACAGGUGCAGCAGAGAUGGAUGAAAGAAGAGGAAGAUGAGUGAGACAAAUGUGGAAGGAGAUGAAGAUGGUGACGUGUUAAGGGGAGCCAAGAAGCUGUCUCCACACUGAACAUUAGGCACACGGUCAUCCUCUAAUAUCCCAUCACAACCUACAGAAAUACUCUAGCAAUGGCAGACAGACCAAAAGACAAAAAAAAAGAACGGAAGACAUGCCGAGCAAAAUCCAGGCAAUAAGACAGAAAGACGUGUUUAGGAAAUGGAUGAAUACAGUGUGUGUACAUUUAUAACAUGGGUUAUUACGCUGGGCUCAUUAGUGCCAUAAUUCAAACUCUGAUGGGCAGAUUGUCAUGCUAAUUACUGAGCACAUUCAUUCUUCUAAGAGGAUAUUUUCUUUACAUUGUGGACACUCUGGAUCUUCCAUUGGCGCUAGAAAUAUCCAUUUUGCAGAUGGACCCUUUUGAUUGGUUCUAUUUAAUAUUUCUGGUGCUUCUAUAAGAACAGUAAAGCUUUUGUGUUUUGCAUUCUGUCUUUCAAAGUGCGGGGAUGUUAUGAAAUGACUGAAGGGGGUUCUGCUUAUCACUACUUUGUGGCAGAGCAUGUUAUUAGCAGCAGAAAGGAGGCCGAUGCCAUGUGACAGGUGGGAAAGCAAAGUGAAAAUAACGAGCAGCUCUGUGUCCACUACUGAUAUUCAUCAUUUCAGAAAAGCAACAUUUCCGGCUUCAAAACCAAUUAUAUUACCCUGAGUAUUUCAUUAUUACGUCUUCCGUUAUUAAAUGUAUUUAUUAACCUUUUAUUGAAAAAUAGAACGCGGCAGUACCAUUCUGUGGUGUAUCUGGUAGGGUCCUCUUGCUUUACUGAAACCUCGACUCAUUUACAGAUUCUCUAUAUGACAUUCAGGUCAUUAAUAUCUCAUCAUCCACUUCCACCAAUGUAAGGUAGAGGAGUACCGCUAAUGUCUCGUUGUGUUCCCCUCUCCUUGUCCUCACAGUCACUGGACUUCUGUGCAUGUUAAUGCUUGUGAGUGUGCCAUCUGGUGAAAGUGGGUGUCAGUGAGCUUUGCUCCGAUGGGCCACUCCGCCCUAUUUUAGUAUAUAUAUAUACUAAAAUAUUAGUUUCACCUUUUAAGUUGAAUUACUGAAAGUAAUGAGCUUUUGCACAAUAUUCUAAUUUUUCGAGUUUCACCUGUACAUCGGUGGGAUUGAAGAAUCAUAGGAUGACUUUAUUGGUUGGGUUCAGCAUGAGGUCACAAUUGACAAAUUGCUUUUACCAUUCCACAAUAUUCAAGGUUUUUUUGUCUUUUAUUAUCAAAAAUGGCAUUUAUGGCAUAUAUUUGUUCUCACAUUCAUAAAUAACAUUUAAUUAUAGACACUUGACAAAUCUAGAGGGUUUCGGCCAAACCAAGAAAACAAACAAACAUAAAAGCGAUACAGGGGCCAUCCUUACCCUGAAGGCUCCCAUUAUUGAGGAAUGAUCAUACUUCACACCUUUUCAUACAUAGUUGAUACAUAUCUGUCGUAUAAUUCAGCCCCAUCAUACAACAUGACCAACAUAAAACACUGCAAAAACAAAGCAGGACCAGACCAUAAUAUUCAAGGCCCAUUAGUCAUAGUUCCUACCAGGACACCUUUUAACAGUUUAAGAGGGACCAUAUAUGGUUCUUUGGCGUACCCCCAUGAGAGGGACCUUAAUGGUUACGGGUUUACCGGCUACCUUACCUCAUCCUGAACCAACCCAGGAGGUUCUAUGGACCACUAUCCAUCUAGGGUUUCAUCUAGAACCAUCAGGGCUCCGGCUGCUCAACCCACAACCAUCAUGGUUGACACUCACAGACUUAGGGGAUGUGAGCUAUGUAAACCAUGCUCUCAUUAAUUGUUGAAAUGUUGGUUCUUUGGAUGAAAAGGUUUUUUAUUGAAACCAUAAGUCUUAUUUUAUUUAGAUAUUUUUGUAAGGCAUAGCCAGGCAAUUUCACGGCAUUUCAAAGUGCUUCACAUAAAACCAUUAAAAACAUCCAAACAUAAAGAAGUGAAAACAAUAAAGAACAUGGAUUGAACCACAGGACGUGACGAAGCGGUUCUAUGUAGAACCUCCGCCCUUCAGCAGCAAACCUUUUGGAACGUGUUGCAGCUAAAACUCGUUCCUUUGAAUCCAUGGUGCAACGUAACACUGCAAGGGUUUUAACGCUCCUUUUGUGUCCUGGCCUAGAAAACCAACAUCAACCUGCAUUACAAGAGUCAUUCAACAUGUGUAUACUAGUGCAGUAAAUUCAUCAUUUUUUCAUUGUAAUGGCGUCGUAGCAGCUGUUAUUGGAGCGCUGUGUCCAGCCCUGUGAAGCGGACAUUCGUCAAGUCCCCUUGAGAAGGGUGAUUGACUUUCUUUUUAUUUCAUUUGUCAUUAUUUUGUUUCUGCCCAUCUAUUGUGAAGUUCACAAAGAAACUGUUAACAUACAAAAGCAUGAAUGCUACCUGAAUCAGAAUGAGUGAUUGACACACUGGCCGCAGAAACAUUUUAUUUCAGUGUGAGAGAAAAAAAAAGGAAGACCUGCUUCUUUGUAAAUAAGUUUGAAAAAUGCUUUUUGGGGGGAAAUUGGUCCAUUUGAGUAGAUAGUAUGGAGGAAGGAUAUGAGUAGAGGAAGAUUACAAAGCAACCUUUUAUUACCGAGGACUACAAUACAACUGUUCAUCUCUGUAACUAACAAACCAGUGUACUUCCUGUUUAUACUGGCGCGCCCAGUGCACGUGAAUAGUCAUGUAAGAUUCCUUCUCAGACGUGUUCGAUAGAAAUCAUUUCUACAACAGCUGUGUGGAUGUAGCCUCAGUUCAGCAGAACCUUUUAAAUGCCCCUGAACUACUGAAGCGCACUACAGCUGCAUAAAUCUGUACGUUAAAGUAGCACGAGGAACUAGCUCUCCAAUUUGGGUAUUAAUCGAAUUCUCAGAUUCCUUAAGAAUGAGCUGAUCUUAUCUUCAAACUCAGUAUGUAUCAUUUCAUCUUAGUCGUACCUUAAAAUCAGUAUCACCUCUGGACAAAAUGCCUGUGUUCAUUUUGAAAAAAUAAAUAUAUUCCUAUUUGCACUGCGCAUGGAAAACUACUGGAAUUACAUAUUAAAGUGUCUUAUUUUUCUAAUCUAAUGCUCAUGCAAGAUGUCUUUUGGUGUAUAGAAUAGAGGUGAAUAGACUAUUGCAGGCCGUUCCUCUGGUGAAGCACAGUCUUUGUUCCGUCCGGUGUCUCAUCGUUCCAAUAAAAUCACACUUGUGAAUUAAGACAUGCUUUUGUACACAAUAUGUAAAUAAGGAAAAGGUGUGAAAUGGUUUAGGAAAUGACUCCCACUUUGUCUCCAGUUAAAUUAUUGCUCCUUUAGAUGUCAUUUGUACAUUCCCUGUGCGAUUAAAUCUUUAGAUUUAUUCCUUUUGAAGUUUUUGAAGCCUUUAAGGGGGUUUGGUACAUGGGGCUUGUUGUUACUCUGAUUCUGAUGUGAGUUUUUCAUCACAGGACACAAAUCCACAUGUUGCUUGUGAUUUUGAGGCUAUAAAGGUUUAAUGUUGUUAGCAGUCCGUAGUCACUAAAUAAAGACAUAGAACUAUGAGUGUUUUAAUAAUUUAAGAAUCUCUGUUGUUGUAAAUGAUAUGUACAUGUCCAGAUGUAAUAAAUGAAGAUUUGCAGUUGUAAGGGCAGCUACAAACAGCUCAA